This is a messenger RNA of Acanthoscelides obtectus, 285 nucleotides long. Lineage: Eukaryota; Metazoa; Arthropoda; Insecta; Coleoptera; Chrysomelidae. The record is from the annotation of a GenBank genome assembly.
AUGCUUAUGUUAAGGUUGCUAAUAGGUAUAGCAAAAGGUGUAAGUGGUUUCGCAUCGGCUGGGAUAUUCCCUCUUGAUCCGGAAAAAUUCACAGAAGAAGAUUUUGCAGUGCGACUAGAGGUUGAACAGAGAUUACCUGUUAUAGAAGACAAAGAUGUUGCUGUUGGUGUAGCCUUGAGGGAUACUUCAAUCUCCAGAGUCGAGGACAGCCCAACUACAGCCCGAAUGGAUACGGAUAUGAACGAAGACCUAACCCCAGAUCACAUAGAUGUCGGGUCUCUGUAG